Messenger RNA from Entamoeba dispar SAW760, 1449 nucleotides. RefSeq names its product ankyrin repeat-containing protein, putative. The record is from RefSeq and is a predicted model, not a curated record. Gene Ontology annotation, molecular function: protein binding. The transcript has 2 exons. NCBI's taxonomy places the organism in Eukaryota, Evosea, Mastigamoebida, Endamoebidae. Bases 1 to 1449 code for a protein of 482 amino acids.
AUGUUCCUCUCUAAACCAACACAGGAACAAAAAGCUGAAGAAUUAAUCGAUUGUUUAAGGAAAAAAAGAAGUGAAACUGUUUUAAAAGAGUUAGAAAACAGCAAAGAAAAUGAUUGGAUUAAAACUACUUUAAAAGGAUUUAAAUUAUUGAGACUUGCAAGUCAAACUGAUAAUGUUGGAGUAGUGAAUUAUAUCAUUGAACAUUAUCCAGAACGAUUGAACUACCAGGAUGUUUAUGGGAAGUCAUGUCUUUUUUAUGCUGUAGAACAAGAACAAUGGAACACUGUGAAAUAUUUAAUUAGUAAGAAUAUUAAUUAUUACAUGGCAGAUAAAAAUGGAAAUUCAUUAUUACAUAUUCUUGCAAAGAUUAAAGUCAAAAAGGAAUAUGAAGUUAUAUACUUUGAAUUGGCACAAAAACUUAUUUCUCAUAGAAGGAUAGUAAGAGGUAAAAAUUUACUUGGUGAAACACCAUUACAUAUUGCUUGUCUUAAUAGCCACAAGAAAUUGAUUCAAUUACUUAUUGAUAACAAAUCAUUAAUACACUGUAAGACUGAAAAAGGAUUAACUCCUUGGGAUUAUUGUCAAUUUAGUGAUAAGAUUUGUAUUGAUCUUUCUACAAUAAAAGAUCCAGAUGAAGGCACACCAAAUAGUAUUUCUCCUUUUUCUAAUGAGGUAUUUAGUGAUAGUGAACAAAGUGGAGGAAAUAAAUUAGGUAAGAGUCAAGAGAUUUUAUCACCUCUUGAAAAGAUGAUGGAAGAUAUGCUUUGUGAAACAUUUUCUAGAAUUAUUAAUAAAGGAGGAAUUGUUGGGCAUCAAUAUUCAAACAAAUUUCUUUUUGUUAUGGGGGAUAAAGUGUUUGGAGAUUUAACAAUGAAUAAACUCACAAGAAAAGUAUGUAUUCCAUCUUAUCUUACUGAUACUGGAAAAGAUGAUCCACACAGAACAAGUUUAGCAAAAUUUUAUAAUAAUUUCCUUGGAGAAGAAGUUCCAUAUUCAUUGACAGAAGUAUGUAUUCAAUCUGCAGCUGCUCCAGGAUAUUUUGGGAGUGUAAAUGCUCAUUUAGAUGGGGGAGUUAUUAUUAAUGAACCAUGUGGUGGAGUAUUAUCAUAUGUUAUAGGUGAGUAUGGAUUAAAUGUUGAUAUUAAAGAUAUAUCAAUUCUUUCAAUUGGAGCAGGAUAUCCAGCAAUUCCAUAUAUUCCAGAAGAAGAGGUAAGAGAAGCUGGACCUGUUAAAUGGACUCUUCAUAUGCCUGAUUUACAAAUUGAAUCAAGAAAAUCAUUUAUUGAAUUUGAAGGAAAAUAUUUAUUAGGAGAGAGGUUCUUCAGAUUAAAUCCUAAAUUACCAUACCAAAUUGACCUUGACUAUUGCAAAGAUGUUGAACUAAUUAAAAGUAUGGGCGAUAAUCUUGAUUUGACUGAUACAUUUAAAUGGAUAGAACAAAACUGGUAA